AUGUUGAACCAUGGAUACUGGACGUUUAAACAAUUGCGUCAAAAAUUAGAAAGUCACGGUCUCGUCGUCGAAGAUUUUCCAGACGGACGGAUACAGGUAAAAUUCGGAAAAAGUGUCAAGUCUUUUAAUCCGUGGAAAUUAAAUCAUCUGUUGGGAUAUACGACAUUUUCAGAAUUACAUCCGGGUCAACAUCCCGUGGAUAUACACGAAGGAUUACGUUACGUAACGAUCGGUUGUAAUUUAGCGAACCGGUCCCAAAAUAUAAAUCCCGACGGCUAUCCGAGUAGUAUCAUAUCGUCCCUUCCCAUCGACGGAACGAAACCUUUAUUUGGAACGACGAUGAAAUACAACGACAUCGAAAGCGAAGUGCAAGCCGAUGCGGGGAUUUACCACGAACUUCAUUUCGAC
This is a messenger RNA of Paramuricea clavata, 408 nucleotides long. NCBI's taxonomy places the organism in Eukaryota, Metazoa, Cnidaria, Anthozoa, Malacalcyonacea, Plexauridae. The record is from the annotation of a GenBank genome assembly.